AUGUUCGAGAAGCAGGCCCUAAAGCAGUACGACCGCUCCCUCGACCAAGAGUCCUGGCCGCUGCUCGAGCUCACAGACGCGUGCGUGUACCGCUACCGCCGCGGCGAGAAGGACAUCAUGGCCGACCUGCUCGACGUCCAAGACACCGGCCCCUACCGUAUCCGCGGGAAGCUGUCCCCCGUGCCGGCCGAGUUUGCGGAUAUCGUAUACCACGGCAAAGCCGCCCGCCUCUACAGCGAAGAACUCAUCAUCGCCGGCGUCACCACCUACUCCAUCCAGUCCCUCUCCGACGGCACCUUCACGCUCUGGGCACUGGGCCAAUGCGGCUGGUACUCCCUGCGGCCCUCGCGCAGCUACUCCGGCAUCUUCGCGGGCGCAACCGAGAAGAUGCAGCUGUGGGCGUUCCUGCAGGACCGGUAUCUCGACGUCUACUCCGGCGCCGGCCCGCCCAUCCCGGGGACUGUGGGCGAGGUGUAUGCAGACUACUCGCGGCUGCGGCGCGAGAUCUGUCCCAGCGCAAAGACGGCGCAGCGGCUGUUUGACCAGCACCACCGCUUCCUGCUGUUUGAGAUGUGUGCGGCGUGGACGGACACGCCCAUGUGGGCGCGCACGCCGCUGUUUCGCGACUGGGAGGUGGCGUAUAAGCGCGAGGUGGAAGGGGUGGUGAAGAUGGCGGCGGCGGGCAGUUUGGAGGAGAGGAUUAAGGCGGGGGCGGUGAAGAUGGAGGUGAAGGAGGAGGAGGACGAGGACGAGGAGGGGAUGGAUGAGGAUGAUGAGGAUGAGGGUGAAGAGGUACCGCCGCCGCGCUCGAUGGUCAAGAAGCAGGGCGGCAGCUGGAAGACGGCUGCAAAGAAGGUACCCGCAAAGAAGCUGGUGCCGGCCAAGAAGCUGGUGCAGCAGAAACUCGCGCCCAUCUUCAUCAAAAGGGAGCCCGCAGCGGAGCCGGAACACAUCAUCAUCCUCGACACGGACGACGAGUUCGACGCCAGCAUGCACAACGCCGGCGCCGAAACCGACACCGACUCCGACUGCGACCCCGACGAAGAAGACGAAGAAGACGACGAAGACAACGAGGACGAAGACGAAGAGCAAGACACCCAUCCCUCCUUCUCCUCCACUGCCCGCCGCAGCAACCGCCCCAAGCCCACCACCCCCCGCGGCCGCCCAACCCACAGCUCAAAAGGCAAGUCCGCCCUCCGCCCCAUCCGCACACCCGCGCCCCCGCCCGCCGUCGAGUUCUACUACGACUCGGACUCCUCCUCCUGUGCCCCGCGCCCACCCUCCAAGCGCGCCUUCUCAUCCACCACGGCCAGCAGUACCACAACAUCUACAAAACGCACCCUCGACACCAGCACCACCGCCACCUCCCGCUCCGCCUCCAAACGCGCCUGUACAUCCAGCACCCGCAGCGCCGCCUCCACGCCCACCACCACCACCACCACCAGCAGCAGCAGCACCACCAGCACGCAGCCAUCCCUCAUCACCACCCUGCGCAUCGGCGCACCCACCACCAAAUCCACCAGCACGACCACAAACGCCAAAGCCACCGCAGCACGCAUCAAGACCACCACCACCACCACCACCACAACCUUCAUCUCCCCGCUCUCCUCCAUCACACCAAAAACCCUCGGCUCCAACCGUCCGGGGGGUCUAUGGGAGUGCGAGAUCGCCGGCUGCCGACACUUCAUCCUCGACGCGGACCGCGAGGAGAGCCUGGCGGCGGUGGAGGCGCACUAUGAGGAGCAUGGACGGGUGAUGCGGAUUGCGAUGGAGGCGAUUGGCGGGGAGGUUGUGGAGGAGAGGGGCGGCGGGGGGAGUGUUGAUAAUUUGUUGGCGAAGAUUGAGGCGAUGGCGGAGCGGUGGGCGAUGGCGAAGCCGGCGCCGUUGGGGGGUGAUGGGGAGGGUGGGUUCUAG
Morchella importuna is the source of this 1914-nucleotide messenger RNA. RefSeq lists its product as uncharacterized. The record is from RefSeq and is a predicted model, not a curated record. The coding region runs from base 1 to 1914 and encodes 637 amino acids. Lineage: Eukaryota; Fungi; Ascomycota; Pezizomycetes; Pezizales; Morchellaceae. The transcript is spliced from 3 exons.